Molecule: messenger RNA, 3897 nt
Organism: Echinops telfairi (small Madagascar hedgehog)
Lineage: Eukaryota; Metazoa; Chordata; Mammalia; Afrosoricida; Tenrecidae
Gene: TMEM131L
Product: transmembrane 131 like
Exons: 28
Cellular component (GO): membrane
Source: RefSeq, a predicted model, not a curated record
AUGGCCGUCUUUGAUUCUGGGCAUCUGCAGAGUGAUUCUGAAGAGGAUGUGGGGGAGCAUUCUCAAGAGCAGAGCUUCUCAGACAAGCUGUUCAGUGGAAAGGGCUUGCAUUUUCAGCCAGCAGCUCUGGAUUUUGGAAUGCAGUCCCUCGGACAGCCAGCAGCAAAGGUCCUCUAUGCUUACAACCCUAGCCGGGAGAGCGAGGUGGUGGUGAAUUCAGUGUUCACAGCUGCUAGACAUUUUCAUGUGCCUCCUGUCCAUUGCAGGGUAAUUCCAGCAAUGGGGGAAACUUCCUUCAGAAUUAUUUUCUUACCUACUGAAGAAGGAAGCAUCGCGAGUUCUUUAUUUAUUAAUACCUCUUCACAUGGAAUCCUUUCCUAUCACGUAUCUGGAACCGGGGCUCGCAGAACCUCUGCUGAAGAGUCUGCAGAACCUCAGCCCAGUGCUUACUUCCUGCUCCCUCAGGUCCAGAGCAUUCAGCUUUCACAGACACAGGCAGAAGCCACUAAUACUAGCCUGUUGCAGGUACAACUGGAAUGUAGUUUACAUAAUAAAGUAUGCCAGCAACUAAAGAGUUGUUACCUGGAGUCGGAUGGUGUUUUGCGGCUGCAGAUGAGCAUGAUUGUAACCAUGGACAGUUCCUCAAAAGGCUUGGAAGAGAACACACAGGGUUUGUUAGACCAUCUCUCUAUUGUUUGUGUAGCAACUGAUCUACCUGAGACCUCAGACAAUUCUGCAGUAGAUAUGUACAUUUUACAUUCAGGAAGCAGUCUGCUGUGGAUCCAGGAUGUCCAUCAUUUCUCACAGAGAGACACCCUGUCUCUGAAGUUCGAACCAGUGCUGCUACCCAUGUCUGCCACAAACUUUACGAAAAUCGCCUCCUUCCGCUGCCAAGCUUCAUCAUGUGACAGUGGAAGUAGUUCCACAGAAGAGGCGAAGAGAACACAGAGCAUUGCGACACUAAAAGCCUGCCUGGCCUCACCUGUGGUUCAGGGGUAUUUCAGACUGGACCCUGCAGCGGCCCAGUUUCACAUGGAGACUCACAAGAACGCGUCAGGAGUCUGGUCCAUGUGGUACUUCAAUCUCUUUGACCGCCGUAUCGUAUUCAACAAUGCAUUUGUUUCCAGGGAGACCAAGCACAUUGUAAAGGGAGGCUCACUGAGAUGGAAGCCAAUGUUUUCUGUCCCCUUUAGUGCAUUAGGAUUUUUAUGUGGAGUGUUGUGUUGUAAGUUAUUCAUAUAUUACUUUUCAAUCUAGGAAGGGAGUCUGGGUUUUGAAGUGAUAGCACAUUGUGGCAUGCAUUAUUUCAUGGGAAGGUCACAGACAGAAAAUCCUGAUUGGCAAAGGAGCCUUUCCCUGGAUCGAUCAACCUGGGACGUGGAUUUCGAGCUUGCGAAUAAACUGUACGAACGAUGGAAGAAAUUAAAGAGUGGCGACACCUGCAAGCGGAAUGUUUUAGGAAUGACUCGCUUUGCCCACUCGAAGAAAUCCAAGGAGUCAGAACCCUUCCUUUCCUUUUUGCCGCGUCUCAUCACAGAGCCCAGCCUCGUGUUAAACUUCAGUGCCACCGCCCUGAGGAACAGCGCGGUGAAGUACUUUGUCGUGAAGAACCCCUCCUCUCGUUAUGCACCUGCUAUGUCUUCAGUUAUGGUGUCGGGAAGGUUUGGGAUUGAUACGCAGACGAUAAAUCUCACAACUGGGGAAUUCCAGCUCACCAAGGCUUGCCCUUCCUGGGGUAUGCGGUCUGAGGAAACCCGGUUGGGCACCCUGCACUUACGCCUGCAGCCCUUGGAGAGGAGACGGGUUGGUGUUGGGUUCACCCCUGCAGACUACGGAAGAGUGGCCUCCCUCAUACUCAUCAGGAAUAACUUGACCGUUAUCGACAUGGUGCGUGUGGAAGGGUUGGGAGCGAGAGAGCUGCUGAGAGUGGGUGGGAGACUUCCUGGUGCUGGAGGCUCCCUGCGGUUCAAGGUGCCCGAGUCUACACUGAUGGACUGCCGGCGGCGACAACUGAAAGACAGCAAGCACAUUUUAUCCAUUACGAAGAACUUUAAAGUGGAGAACAUGGGGCCUCUUCCGGUUAUUGUGUCAUCCAUGAAGAUUAAUGGGUAUAACUGCCAGGGGUAUGGCUUCGAAGUGCUGGAUUGUCAUCCGUUUUCCCUGGAUCCCAACUCCUCCCGGGACAUCAGCAUUGUGUUUACGCCAGACUUCACCUCUUCCUGGGUCAUCCGGGAGCUGACCCUGGUCACUGCUGCACACCUGGAAUUUCACUUCACUCUCAACGUGACCCUCCCGCACCACCUGCUGCCCUUGUGUGCAGAUGUGGUUCCCGGGCCCAGCUGGGAGGAGUCAUUCUGGAGGCUCACGGUGUUCUUUGUCAGUUUGUCCCUGAUGGGGGUGAUUUUAAUAGCCUUCCAGCAAGCACAGUACAUUCUUAUGGAAUUUAUGAAAACAAAGCAGAGGCAAAAUUCUAGCCCUUCUUCACAGCAAAGCAGCAGUCCGAUGGAUGCGGUCAGCCCCCUUUCUCACAAAAGCAAUUGCAAGAAUUUCCUCGAUGUCUAUGGCCCUUCGGAUAAAGGCCGGGGCAGAAGCUGCCUUCCAGUAAGCACUCCUCAAAGCAGGAUCCAGAAUGCUGCCAAGAGGAGCCCAGCAACCUACGGCCAUUCUCAGAAGAAGCACAAGUGCUCAGUGUAUUACAGUAAACACAAAGCCAGCGCGCCUCCCGCCAGCAGUGCCAGCACAGCUACUGAGGAAAGACAGACUGCCGCUCCAGGCAGCGCCCUCUCGGCUGUGAAGGAAGACGUCUGCACUGACGUCACGGCUGAGAACUGGAUGACCCUCAAAUACACGAGUGGCAUGAAUGCCAGCCUGCAAAAGAACCUAGCCCUUCCCCAAAACCUGUUGCCUAAAGAAGAAACCCCACCGAAAAGAACAGUGGUGGCCAGUAAUGCUUCUUCAGAAUGCAGUAUGAAGGAAGGAGGACAGACAUGUAUGUUUCCUAAGGAAACGGACAUUAAAACUUCAGAAACGGGAGCGGAGCUCAAGCAGCGUGAGCUAUGCCCUCUGAAGACCCCGAAGAAACUACCUGAAAAUCACCUGCCCAGAAGCUCACCGCAGCACCACUCAGACUUGCCAGAAAUCCCCAGGACAAAUAAUGGGAGUAGCCAGCAAGUGCCGGCGAAGCAUGAAGCGGACCAUUGUGAACUGCUGAGAAAGCCGAGUGGUGGGAAGGCUUCCUCAGAGAAGCAGACUCACAGGGCAUCGAAAGACGAAGUGUGUCCCGAGAAACAGGACGUGCCUUCGGCCGAGCAAGAAGAUCCUUCUAGGAAGAAGAAGCUUCAGGAGAACAAGGGAGGAAACACACAAAAUUUAAAUUGGAAUAAAAACCGGACAUGUCGAAAAAACAAGAAAAAGGGAGUUACUCCAACCUCCAGGCCCCCGGAACACGGCGAGCUGAAGCUUGUGUGCAGAGAACUUGAAAGGCCUGAGCUGAGCGGUGCUGUGGCGAUCAGAAGCUGGUGCGUGCUGGAGAACCCUGGGGAGACCAGGCGAGCAACUGCCGAGCGUGGAAGUGGGCCUGCUGCGCAGGGAGAGGCAGAGGGUUACUACCGGCAGCCCGAGAAGAAAUGCGUGGAAAAGUUCUGCUCAGAUUCUAGCUCGGACUGCGGCAGCUCCUCGGGGAGCGUGCGAGCCAGCCGGGGCAGCUGGGGCAGCUGGAGCAGCACCAGCAGCAGCUCCGACGGGGACAAGAAGCCCGCCUCGGCCCCGCAGCACUUCCUGCCCGCCGGUGAGUGCCACUCGGGCCCCCAGGGUCUCUGGGACCACCCUGUCCUGAAGGGCUCCUGGGCGCCCUCUCAGGAGCCCCAGCUUGGGAGAGCAUGUGCACAGCACAUUUGA